UCAUUAUUGGAAAAUGGUUCGAUUGCAUUGUUUGGACCAUUGAAUGGAAAGCUAUAUCAUCAUGUACAAUCAAUAUUGGAUUCAUUAGAAAUACCACAUCUGGAAUGUCAUUGGAAUACAAUGAAACAAACAAAUAAUAAUCAAUUAUCGGUGAAUAUUUAUCCAAAACAUGAUUAUUUAAGUUUGGCAUUUAUUGAUAUUGUUAAAUCAUGGAAAUGGAAAUCAUUUGUUAUUGUUUAUGAAGCUAAUGAAGGUCUAAUGCGUGUACAAGAAUUUCUAAAAGAAGCAGAAAAAAAUGAAUGGAAUAUACGAUUAUAUCAGGUACAGAAUCGUAUGUAUCGUGAUAUAUUCUGGGAAAUUAAACAAAAUAAAAUCAAUAAUUUAUUAUUGGAUUUGGAUCGUGAUAAUAUAUUUUUGGCGCUCAAACAUGCACAACAAGUUGGAAUGAUGACCGAAAAUCAAAAUUAUCUUAUUACAACAUUGGAUCUUCAUACAAUUAAUAUGGAAAAUUUUCAAUAUGCUAAAACAAAAAUUACUUCACUUAGUUUAAUUGAUUUUUCAUCAAAUGAGCUUCAUGAUGUGAUUAGCCAUUUACGACGUCGUUUACGUACAAUGACAUUAUCAUCAUCAUCAUCAUCAUUAACAACUGUAUCAACGAUAUCAUCAUCAUCAUCAUCAUCAUCAUCUGUAUCAACAUUUCCCGAUCCACCCAUAAGACUUGCCAAUACAAUUCUGACAGAAUCAGCAUUAAUAUAUGAUUCAAUAAGAUUAUUUGCAACAGCAUUAAAAGAUUUAGAUCAAAGUCAAUCAAUUUCUAUGCCAACAACAUCAUGUACAAAUAUGAAUCCAUGGUUAUAUGGUACAUCAUUAAUGAAUUAUAUGCGACCGAUUUCAUUUCAAGGAAUAACCGGACUAGUUGGUUUCGAUCAACAAGGAAAACGUAGCCAUUUUCGCUUGGAUUUAAUGACUGUAACACGACAAGGUUUUCAAACUGUUGGUUCAUGGGAUCCAAAUGAAUUGGCAUAUAAACGUUUAAAAAUAAAACCCGAAUGGCAAUCAACAUUUCAAAUUGGAACAUUAGAAAAUAAAACAUUACGUGUAACAACAAUAUUAAAUGAUCCAUAUUGUAUGUAUACAGAAUCAUCGGAAACAAAAAUUGGUAAUGAACGUUUUGAAGGUUAUAUUAUUGAUCUUGUUGAAGAAUUAUCCAAAAUUCUUGGUUUCAAAUAUAUAUUUAAACUUGUUGAUGAUGGUGUUUAUGGUACAAAUGAAAAUGGUGAAUGGAAUGGUCUUAUUGGUGAAGUAAUUAAGAAAAAAGCUGAUAUUGCUGUUGUUGAUUUAACAAUUACAUCGAAACGUGCCGAAGCUGUUGAUUUUACAUUGCCUUUUAUGAAUACAGGAAUCAGUAUAUUGUUUAAAAAACCAACCACCAAAGUGACCACAUUAUUUUCAUUUUUAUCACCAUUAUCAAGUACUGUUUGGUGUUAUGUAUUAGCUGCUUAUGUUGGUGUAUCGACUGUAUUAUUUUUUGUUGGUCGUAUGUCACCAUAUGAAUGGGAAAAUCCAAAUCCAUGUCGUCAAAAUGAUGGUGUACUUGAAAAUAAUUUUUCACAGCUCAAUAGUUUUUUCUUUACAAUUGGUUCAUUAAUGCAACAAGGAUCGGAUCUAGCUCCUAAAGCCAUGUCUACACGUACAAUUGCUGGUCUUUGGUAUUUUUUUACAUUAAUCAUGAUAUCAUCAUAUACAGCUAAUUUAGCUGCAUUUUUAACUGUUGAAAAAGUUAUUUAUCCAAUCAAAGAUGCUGAAGAUUUAUCUAAACAAACAACAAUUGAAUAUGGUUGUUUAAAUAGUGGUUCAACAAAAGCAUUUUUUCGUGAAUCAAAUCUAUCAACAUUUAAACGAAUGUUUGAAUUUAUGAAAUCACGUCCACAUGUUUUUAUGGCUAAAAAUGAAGAUGGACGUAAACGUGUUGAAAGAGGAAAUUAUGCCUAUCUAAUGGAAUCAGCUAGUAUUGAAUAUAUAAUUGAAAGAAAUUGUAAUCUAACACAGAUUGGUGGACUACUUGAUACAAAAGGUUAUGGUAUUGCAACAAGAAAACGAUCAAAAUAUCGUAAUCUAUUAUCAGAAGCUAUUCUAAAAUUACAAGAAUCAGGACGUUUAUUAGAAUUAAAAGAAAAAUGGUGGAAACAGAAAAAAGGUGGUGGACAAUGUAUUGAUGAUGCAAAAAAAUCAUCAUCAUCAGUAACGGCAUUAAAAAUGGAUAAUGUUGGCGGUGUAUUUGUUGUAUUGAUUGGUGGUUUAGCAUUAGCAUUUUGUGUUGCACUUUGUGAAUUUUGGUUUCAUACAAAAACACCACAUAAAGCAUGUGAUGUUGUUUGUGAAGAAUUAUCAAAAGAUUUAAAAUUUGCAAUGAUGUGUCAAAGUAAAACAAAGCCUUAUCGUUAUCCAUCACCAAGAUCACGAUCAAUAUCAUCAACUGAAUCAUUUAAUACAGUAUUAUCACCAAAUAUUAUUAAUGGUAAUAUUAGUUUUCAAACAAAUAAUAUUAUUGAUGAUGGUAAUAAUUUGAAAAUUCAUAAUAAAAUGAUUGGAUGUUCAUCAUUAAAUUCUAAUGAUGAUGAUGAUGAUGAUAAUGGUGGUGGUGGUGGUAUUAUUACAAAUUCAUUAGGGCAAAUGCAUCAUUCAAUUUCACAGUAUUCAAAUUGUCAGAUUCUUUCAACAACAACAACAACACCAGCAGUAAUAACAGCAGCAACAGCGGCAACAAUCAGUCAACCAUCAUUACAAAAUCAACGACAACAACAAUCAUCAUCAUCAUCAAAUGAAUUACAGACACCGACAACAUCGAUACAAUAUUUACCACCACCACCACCAUCAUCAUUAUCUACAACAAAUGGAGCGACAAUAACAUUGACCGAACAAAUCGAGCUUGAAAUGGAACAACAACAAAGACGACGAUUAAUUCUGUAAGGGAAA
Molecule: messenger RNA, 2976 nt
Organism: Dermatophagoides pteronyssinus (European house dust mite)
Lineage: Eukaryota; Metazoa; Arthropoda; Arachnida; Sarcoptiformes; Pyroglyphidae
Product: glutamate receptor ionotropic, kainate 2-like
Cellular component (GO): membrane
Molecular function (GO): ligand-gated monoatomic ion channel activity
Source: RefSeq, a predicted model, not a curated record